AUGACCGACACAGACGUGCUAGCCCACCUCCGAGCAUACAAAACGCAGAACUACCUGCUGGGGCCCGUCAGCGUGUGGCACCGCGUUCCGGUCGUCCGAAGAGCCCUGGUUUUCAUCCUUCUUUUCAUCGGUCUGGUUGGUGAGCUUCGGGUUGUUUUGACCAAGCGGUCUCUGAAACUCCGGACGUUUCCAGGCCACAUUUCGCUUCCGGGCGGCAAGGCAGAUACAGGCUUGGAGCUGCCGUGGCAGGUGAGUCGCCGUGAAAUGAGUGAAGAAAUCGGCCUCAGCGAAGACAACGACUUCCUAGAGAGCAACUACGGUUUCACCAUCGAACACAUCAACGAGAUGCCGUGCUACCUUCUGCGGACGAUCCUGGCCGUCAGGCCGUGCAUUGGGUUCAUGAAAUUCAAGGAAAACGGCCGCAGUAGGGAGGAAUUGUUGGAAAGACUCAAGCUUAGGGUCAAUCCGGGAGAGAGCUCGUCCAUCUUUAGUUGUCCGCUUCGUGACUUUCUUUACCCUGCCGUGGAGGAGACCGCCCAGGAGGCGCUCGAAAGAACCCACCAUUUGAUCAAAUGGGCCGGGAUCCCAUGGCAUUUGCGCUCAUACACUUUUCCUCAAUUGAACAUUAAGGAGGCCGCGUGGCUCCAGGGCUUCAAGGAUAUCUCUGCUUCGGAGGAGGAGUGUUCGGCUGACGAGGACGCCAAGCUGGCCCAGACGCCUCCACCUACGCCUCGAAAGAAACAGAAAAAGGACUUAACGUCCUGGGGCCAGCUUGGAUCUCGUAUGGACGAGGAAACCAACACGAAAAUCUACGACGUGUGGGGGCUCACGGCAAAUAUCCUCCAUGACUUGGCAGAAGUCGUCUACCUUAGCCAUUCUGUGAAUGGCAGGCAGCUUGGAGAAGAGGAGCUCAUACACAGUUUGUGGAAGCACGGGCAGCUCAAGGGCAAGGUACGUUCCGAGCAGGAGGCUGCAUUGAUUUCACUGACGCCUACAGAUAAGGUUUCAUUUAGCGAUGUGAUGCCCCGGUCCGAGUUUCUUCGUCUCAAGCGGUUGUACAAGAUAUAG
This is a messenger RNA of Candidozyma duobushaemuli, 1068 nucleotides long. It is a transcript of the gene PCD1, whose product is annotated as 8-oxo-dGTP diphosphatase. Gene Ontology annotation, molecular function: coenzyme A diphosphatase activity; acetyl-CoA hydrolase activity. The record is from RefSeq and is a predicted model, not a curated record. NCBI's taxonomy places the organism in Eukaryota, Fungi, Ascomycota, Pichiomycetes, Serinales, Metschnikowiaceae. Bases 1 to 1068 code for a protein of 355 amino acids. The transcript has a single exon. Gene Ontology annotation, biological process: coenzyme A catabolic process.